Molecule: messenger RNA, 1722 nt
Organism: Bathycoccus prasinos
Lineage: Eukaryota; Viridiplantae; Chlorophyta; Mamiellophyceae; Mamiellales; Bathycoccaceae
Product: putative metalloprotease
Exons: 1
Coding region: 1-1722 (573 amino acids)
Biological process (GO): rRNA processing
Molecular function (GO): metalloendopeptidase activity
Source: RefSeq, a predicted model, not a curated record
AUGAAGGGGAGGUUUCGGCAUUUUUUUAUCGGCGCGAAGAACCGCCAUUACCAAAGCGAAACGAAAAAUGUCGCGCCGCCGCGCGCGUUGACGAGAGAUGGAGUGUACGAGGAGGAAGAGGAGGAGGACGACGAAAGCUUUUACGUUGGGGACGUCGAGUGCAUCGUGGACGUGUCGUUCGUGUCGGAUGCGGACGGUAACCCGGGCGACGUAAAAUUGAUGGCGGAGAAGGCGCGAAUGGACGAGGGGAAGUUGGAAAAGAUGAGGGAGAGAUUCGAGAAAGAUGCGAGGGCUAUUUUGAAACUCUUUGUCGAUGCGAGCGGUGGUGAAAGUGAUAGUAGUGGUAACUUUAACGUGUACGACCGAUUGAGAGAAAAUUUAGGGGACGAUUUUCCGGAACAACUUUCACACGCGGAACUCUCGGUUGCGUUGUGCGACGACGCAUACAUUCAAGCGCUGAAUAAAGAGUGGAGAUCAAAAGAUGCGCCUACAGAUGUUUUGAGCUUCCCGAGUGGUGGAGAAGAGGAAGGAAUUACCGCGUUCGGUCCAAUUUGUGUACUCGGGGAUAUCAUUAUUUCCGUGGAAACUGCGCGAGCGCAAGCCGAAGAGGUUGGACAUUCCUUGGAGGACGAGUUGAGAGUGUUGCUUGCGCACGGGUUCGCGCAUUUGCUUGGGUUUGAUCACGAGCUAGGGGAGGAAGAAGAGAAGGACAUGCAAGAGCUCGAACGAGAAAUCAUGGUGGCCUUAGGGUGGGAUUAUAUCAAAGAUGGCGGUUUAAUCGACCGAGUUUCAUCCUCUUCUUCCGCCUCUUCUUCUUCGUCAGAGGCGAGCAAAAAAGUUCUCGUGGUGGAUUUGGACGGCACGUUAUUGAACGAAAGUUCGCGCGUUUCAGAUCGAGUUGCAAAGGCUCUUCUCGAAGCAUCCAAAGACGACUCGACGUUGAUUGUUAUAGCCACCGGUAAAGCGCGUCCAGCGGCGAAAGCGGCGCUGGCGACAAACCCGCUUUUGAAAGAUUCGCGCAUAGUUUCCGAGUCGUCGCCCGGGAUUUUUCUCAACGGUGGUGCAUCCUACGGUGAAAACGGCGUUCCGCUCAUAGACGACGCGUUACCCGUAGAGUGCGUGCGAAAAGCUUUCGAGCAAAAAUACGACGAAGAGUUUGCGUUGACCGCGUUCACGAGCGACGAUCGGUGCUUAGCGUUGCGAUCGUCUCCGUUUCUGGACGAACUUCACGAACGAUACCACGAACCUAAAUGCGAAAUAUUGGCGACCGUGGACGACAUCAUCGCCCAAAGUCGAGGCCAAGUGAAGAAAAUGCUCCUCAUUGGUCCGAAUAAAGAUGCCGUCGACGAUUAUUCAUCCGAAUUUUCCAAAUUAUUUAUCGACGCCGGCGACGGCGCUUUGGUCACUCGAGCGGUAGCCACGAUGCUCGAAGUUGUCCCAAAAAAUGUCGACAAAUCUCGAGCACUCUCCGCUUUGCUCGAUAGUCUAGUCUUAGCAAACGAGAGUAGCGAUAGAAACUAUCGUCUCGUCGUCGUCGGCGACGGCGAUAACGACGCCGGAAUGAUUGAAUUCGCCGCUUCGAUGAAUACGGACGGAAUCGAAGGCUUUGGCGUUGCCAUGGGUAACGCGAGCUUCUCGUCUAGGAACGCGGCAUCUGUCGUUCUGGACGAAACGAACGCGGACGACGGCGUCGCCGUCGCCAUCGAGCGGUUCAUUUUGUAA